This is a messenger RNA of Morone saxatilis (striped sea-bass), 2429 nucleotides long. It is a transcript of the gene slc24a4b, whose product is annotated as solute carrier family 24 member 4b. Gene Ontology annotation, cellular component: membrane. Gene Ontology annotation, molecular function: calcium channel activity; calcium, potassium:sodium antiporter activity. Lineage: Eukaryota; Metazoa; Chordata; Actinopteri; Moronidae. The record is from RefSeq and is a predicted model, not a curated record. Gene Ontology annotation, biological process: calcium ion transmembrane transport; intracellular calcium ion homeostasis.
GCCACGGGAUGUUGGUGGAGGGACAUCCGGACGCUGAACACUGGGGAAGACGACUAAUGGCUUCAGUACCAGACAAUGAAACGGAGCAGAAGAACUGUUCAGCGCCAGCAAUACACGAGUUCCCCAAUGACUUUUUCUCCAACCAAGAACGAAAGAGUGGGGCCGUCCUGCUGCACAUUGUGGCGGCACUCUACAUGUUUCUGGCCCUCGCCAUAACAUGUGACGAAUAUUUUGUGACAGCGCUGGAGAAGAUCUGUGAGAAAUUAGAUCUGAGUGAAGAUGUUGCAGGAGCCACCUUCAUGGCAGCUGGCAGUUCUGCACCAGAGCUUUUUGCAUCUGUCAUUGGUGUCUUCAUCACCCACGGUGAUGUGGGGGUGGGGACCAUCGUCGGCUCAGCGGUCUUCAACAUCCUUUGCAUCAUUGGUGUCUGUGGGAUCUUCGCUGGACAGGUGGUGAUAUUGACCCGGUGGGCAGUUUUCAGGGAUUCCUUCUACUACAUCCUCUCUGUAUUGGCUUUGAUUGCAUUUAUCUACGACGAGAAGAUAGUUUGAUUCAACUCCAGCAUGCAGAGAUUUUUCAUGGGGAAUUCAAAGAAGAAGAACGUGGCCAACGGUAACGCUGCGGCCAGCAGUGAGAUGGAGGACGGUAAUACUAGUUAUGACUAUGUUUGGGAUGACGACCCGUCAUCGCCUUUACUCUCGACAGUCAAGCCAAGCAAGGCUUACAGCCGCGGAUCGGUGGUGAUGGUGGACGAGAUCAUGAACGCUAGUCCUUCCAAGUUCAGGUUUCCAGAAGCUGGCCUCCGCGUUAUGGUCACCAGCCAUUUUGGACCCAAGACCCGUCUGCGCAUGGCCAGUCGCCUCAUCAUUACAGAGCGCCAGAAGUUGGUCCAAGCCGCCAAUGGAGUGGAGACACAAGUGAUUGACGGGAAGGUUGAAAUCGAGAAUGGAAACGUGCCAGAGGACAAACCCACCGAGGCGGAGGAAAACGACACCAUCUCGCCGUUUCAUGUUCCAAGGGGUAUUGGCAGCAAGGUGAAGUGGCUGCUCUCGUGGCCUCUGCUCUUGUUGCUGUUCCUUACCGUCCCGAACUGUGCCAAGCCUCGCUGGGAGAAAUUCUUCAUGGUCUCCUUCAUCCUGUCCACUGUCUGGAUUGCUGUCUUCUCCUACUUCAUGGUCUGGAUGGUGACUAUAAUUGGCUACACUCUGGGAAUCCCUGAUGUCAUCAUGGGCAUCACUUUCCUGGCCGCUGGCACCAGUGUCCCAGACUGCAUAGCCAGCCUCAUUGUGGCUCGGCAAGGUUUGGGAGACAUGGCGGUGUCCAACACUAUUGGCAGCAAUGUGUUUGAUAUUCUAGUGGGACUUGGGGUCCCAUGGGCAAUACAGACCAUGUGCGUCAGCUAUGGAUCAGAGGUAAUGAUUAACAGUCGGGGCCUGGUGUACUCGGUGGUGCUCCUGCUGGGCUCUGUGGCCCUCACGGUGCUGGGCAUCCACCUGAAUAAAUGGAGGCUGGACGUGAAGCUGGGCUUGUACGUCCUCAUCCUGUACGCCAUCUUCCUCUGCUUCUCCGUCAUGAUCGAGUACAACGUCUUCACCUUCGUCAACCUGCCCAUGUGCAUGGAGGAUUAGGGCACGGCAGCAUGCCUCGGAUACCAAAACCUCAGCGCUCCCAUAGCAACCCCAAAUUCUUCUUCUUUUUUUCUUUCUUUUUUUUUUUUUUCCAAUAAUACUGGACCUAUCUGCAGACUCCUUUUGUCCUCCUUCACGCUCUCUCCCUUGUAAUCCUUUUAGUCCCAAAUAUGAAUCUCAUUUCCUCAAGAGGCAGUACACACUGUAAGAGUGGACUCCAUUCUAUGACUCUAAUUUGUCCUCUUGUCACACAGUGCCAGUCCUUAAUGCCCAUUAUUUCGGGCAUUGCCUGUUAUUGCAGUAAAGUCUUUAUUUCCUCUGUGCGCCUGUUAACUUUCUACCCAUCUAGCAUGCCUUUAGAUGUCGGGGACCUCCAGAAUCAUAAGUGCCCCUGUUGAUUGUUAGUGUGUGUUUUUACUGUUUUCACAUUGUAGAUUUCCACACAACAUUUCCAAAGCUUUUCCACAAACCAAACCAGAGUCUGUGAAGAAAAAAAAAAAAUCCUAGGACUCUUACCAAAAAACCCCCCUAUGUAGAGAUAACUCUCCUUGAAGUCAUUCCUAAAAGAAUUACAGUUACCCCAGCACCCAAAGAAAAAAAAGUACACAACUUUUUCCCUCUCGACCCCCUGGAGGAGGGCUUUGUCCUUGGCAGCUCCCCUCCUCCACCCUGGACCCAACUCCCCUGGCAUGGCCUUUGGCAUCAGGGAGCAGAUACUGUUAGCGCUUCACUCACCCUCUGCAACUCUUCUCAACCCUCAUCUGCUUGAUCAAAUCUGCUUUGUUUUCUUUAAAAAAAAAA